Molecule: messenger RNA, 1254 nt
Organism: Penicillium olsonii
Lineage: Eukaryota; Fungi; Ascomycota; Eurotiomycetes; Eurotiales; Aspergillaceae
Source: the annotation of a GenBank genome assembly
AUGCUAGCGCCAAUCCGCUACCAGAAGUUUCUCAGUUAUAUAACCGGAUGGAUCGCAGUCAUUGGCUGGCAAACUGCAUUGGCCGCGGCUGCUCACCUGGCCGGAACUGAAAUACAAGGUGUUGCAAUUCUUGUGUACGACAACUACAAUCCCAAAGCCUGGCAAGGGACAUUGAUUAUGUGGGCAUCCCUUUUCGUCGGAAUUGCUGUUAAUCUCAUAGGCGGCAAACUGCUCCCUCGAUUGGAACAUGGUAUUCUGGUGUUGCAUGUCCUCGGAUGCUUGGCAAUCAUUAUACCAAUGACGGUGUUGGCUGAUCACAAUUCCACGCGGGAGGUUUUCACAGAGUUUCUCAACGGUGGGGAGUGGCCGACUCAGGGUCUCUCCUGGUUUGUUGGACUCUCCGGCUGCGCCUUUUCAUUUGCGGGUGGUGAUUCGGUCGUUCAUAUGGCGGAAGAGAUUCAUAAUGCGGCUAUUGUUCUUCCACGCGCUAUGAUGCUGUGUGUGCUUAUCAAUGGCAUCCUCGGAUUCGGCAUGCUCAUCGCUCUUCUCUUCUGUAUGGGAGAUAUUCAAGAUGCUCUGUCAACUCGAACGGGAUAUCCAUUCAUCGAGAUCUUCUUCCAUUCCACUGGAUCCACGGUCGGAGCUGUUCUGAUGUCCACCAUCGUGCUGGUGAUAUCCAUGUUUGGUGUGAUGGGCAUGCUCGCUGCCGCUUCGCGGCAGUUUUGGUCCUUUUCAAGAGACAGGGCAGUUCCUGGCUGGCGAGUGUGGUCUAAAGUGCUGCCUUCUAACCGCAUACCCAUCUAUUCCAUCCUUCUUAUAACGACCGUGGCCUGGCUACUUUGCCUCAUCAACAUCGGAUCAGAAGUCGCUCUCCAGGACAUUUUAUCAAUUGCAGUGUCGGCCAUAUAUAUUUCCUAUCUGAUGGUCGCCUCUUUGCUUCUCUAUCGCCGCUUCAAGGGACAAAUAUCCACCUACAAUGACAGCGACGGUGCGAUCAACGUUCCGGGUGCUAAAUUGGUCUGGGGACCAUUCCACAUUCCAGGGUUUAUUGGUACAGUCAUCAAUGCAUAUGCCGUGGUGUACAUGAUCAUCGUCAUAUUCUUCAGCUUCUGGCUUCCGCACAUCGCGCCGACCGUCACAACGAUGAAUUUCAGCGUUGUCGGGACAUUCGGUACUAUCAUCCUGGCCAUUGCUUAUUAUUUGCUACGUGCUAGACAUUUCUAUACUGGGCCUGUGUUGGAAACUACAUCUUGA